CGUCUUGCGAAUUGUCUGGCAAAGCCUUCCUUCACCAGAUACCAAAACAGUAGACUAUUAUUACCUUACCGCACCUAUGCUACCUCUAGAGAAGAAAGUCUAAAGGCUAAAGCUGCCGUUGGCCCCUUUACAUUUAAAGCAGCUGCCUUAUUCUUGGGUGUAGGUUCAGGUUUACUCUUAUACUUUAAAAGUGAAAAAUCAAAGGUAGAAAAGCUCCGUGAACAGAAAGAAGCAGAGAGAAAGAAACCAGAAUCGUUUGGAAAACCCAAGCUAGGAGGCGAAUAUACCUUGACGAAUGCAGAAACCAUGAAACCCUUUGGAUCGGACGAUUUAAAGGGUAAAUUCAGUUUGAUUUAUUUUGGAUUUACACAUUGUCCUGAUAUCUGUCCUGAUGAGCUGGAUAAAAUGGCACAAGUAGUUGACAUGGCUAAAAAGGAAUAUGGACAAGAUGUCUUGGUUCCUGUGUUUAUCACUUGUGACCCCAGACGAGAUACAGCCGAAAUAGUGAGAGAGUACGUCAAGGACUUUCAUCCAAAUCUGAUUGGUUUGACAGGCACAGAUGAAGAAAUUAGAAAAGUAGCUAAACUAUUUCGAGUGUACGUGUCAUCUCCUCCUGAUAUUAGUGAGGGAGAUGAUUACUUGGUGGACCAUUCCAUCUUCUUUUACCUAAUGGAUCCUCAAGGCAAAUUUCUCGAUUGCUACGGACAGAAUGCUGAAGCAGAUGAAGUUGCCAAAAGCUUCAAAGGCUAUUAUGAAGAGUAUAAAAAGACACAUUAA
Messenger RNA from Rhizopus microsporus ATCC 52813, 777 nucleotides. RefSeq names its product SCO1 protein. Gene Ontology annotation, cellular component: mitochondrial inner membrane. The annotation marks the transcript as partial. Gene Ontology annotation, biological process: intracellular copper ion homeostasis; mitochondrial respiratory chain complex IV assembly. The transcript is spliced from 3 exons. The record is from RefSeq and is a predicted model, not a curated record. Gene Ontology annotation, molecular function: copper chaperone activity; copper ion binding. Lineage: Eukaryota; Fungi; Mucoromycota; Mucoromycetes; Mucorales; Rhizopodaceae.